AAGCUGUGGUGCUGCGGGGCCGAGGGCGUCGGCUGCACCGCGAGCGGAACGACCUCGGCCGCCACCACCACGGAGACGAGCGGCACGCCCACGGCGACCAGCACGGCCACCGCCGCCAGCACGAGCGGUACGGCCAGCACGCUGGCGACGGCCAGCACGACCGGUACGGCCAGCACGGCGGCUUCAACCACCUCCCGCACGGCCAGCACGACGGGCACGUCUGGCACAGCUGGCCUGGGCGGCGAGGCCUCAGCCGCCAUCGAGGAGAGUUCCCAGCAUCCCGAGUCCGGCACCACUGGCUGCCACGAGGUGCCUGCGCGGGGUCGGCCGCGCGCGCCUCGCACGCGGGACGGGGCUGCUGCCUGGCUCUCCGGCGCCGCCCUGCUGGUGGGCGCCGCCGUGCGGGCCGCCGUCGAGGCCAAGCCGCUGCGCCGCCUGGCGCGCGGGGCGCUGAGCCUGGGGCUGCUGGUCGCGAGCCUGCGGCGCCGUCUGCCGCUGCGGCGGCCAGGGCGGCGCGUCGGCGAGGGCGCCGACGUCGACGUGCUGCUCGACGUGCUGCUGAUGCGCCUGCUGCUGGACGUGGCCUCGGUCACGGCCGCGCUGAUUUCGGCGUGGGUCAACACGCCUGGGGCCCGCGUUGCCGCUCUCCAGCCCCACUUCGCGGGCAGGCCCGUCGACCGCCUCCGCGCCUGGCUGGACCAGGCGUCCGCCUAA
This is a messenger RNA of Prorocentrum cordatum, 714 nucleotides long. The record is from the annotation of a GenBank genome assembly. Lineage: Eukaryota; Dinophyceae; Prorocentrales; Prorocentraceae.